Trichoplusia ni (cabbage looper) is the source of this 1913-nucleotide messenger RNA. RefSeq names its product putative neutral sphingomyelinase (gene nSMase). The coding region runs from base 228 to 1445 and encodes 405 amino acids. The transcript is spliced from 6 exons. Gene Ontology annotation, molecular function: sphingomyelin phosphodiesterase activity. The record is from RefSeq and is a predicted model, not a curated record. Gene Ontology annotation, cellular component: cytoplasm. NCBI's taxonomy places the organism in Eukaryota, Metazoa, Arthropoda, Insecta, Lepidoptera, Noctuidae.
UAAUGAACUGCAAGAGAAACCGGUCUGUGAUCAUGAUAAUAAUUGAAAAAUAAAACUUUAGUAGACAAACAAGCUAUACAACCUGUAAGAAUUUCAACUCUGUGAAGCGGUGCAACUGAAGUUCAGCUUAAAGCGAUUUAUAUUAAGUUUUUCAGGUGUCGCAUAAUUAAUUAUUUAUCAGUCCAGCAGUGUAAUCACAACUUGUAACAGUCCUAGAAGUUAAAACAAUGGAAUUUACUGUGAAUGUCUUUACUUUGAACUGUUGGGGUAUACCUGUUGUGUCGAAAAAUAGAAAAGAAAGGUUUGAAGCUAUAGCUAAGUAUUUACAGGAGAGCUCACAUACAAUAGUAUGUCUGCAAGAAGUUUGGAGUGAAUUUGAUUAUUUGAAUUUAAAGGACAGUUUGAAAGGAGUUCUACCAUAUUCACACUACUUUUAUAGUGGUGUCAAUGGAUCAGGACUAUGUGUAUUUUCAAAAUGGAUGAUUCAGGAUGUUUUCUUUCAUCAAUGGACCUUGAAUGGUUACAUACACAAAAUCCAUCAUGGCGACUGGUUCGGAGGUAAAGGAGUCGGCCUUUGCCGUAUUAAACAUGGUAACAGGCUUAUUAAUGUGUAUUGUACACAUCUUCAUGCAGAGUACCAUGAAGAUGAUAUCUACUUGGCACACAGGGUGUUGCAAGCUCACUCCACAGCUGAACUGGUCAAUCUAACAACAGCACCAGCAGACAUUUCAAUACUGGCUGGUGACUUGAAUGCGACGCCGGGAGACAUAUCAUAUAAGAUAAUCACCCAGCUUCCCAAAUUGAUUGAUCCAUUUUGUAUUGAACAUAAACAAAUUGAUUUUAACAACUUGAACCAAGUGGGAACUUCGGACAAUGCAAAUAAUAGCUACUCAGACCCUCGGCUGUGCAAAACAAACCCUGAGGGGAAAAGAAUAGACCAUAUCUUAUACAAAGUAAAUGCAGCUUGGGAGGCUGAAGUGGUUAAUUUGGGCAACCCAUUGCCUACAAGAGUUCCUAACAAAGAAUUCUCCUAUUCCGAUCACAACGCCGUGUCCGUACAAAUACAUUUGAAGCCAUCAGACAAUAAGACCCAAAAGGAGACCAGUUUAGACGAUGCGUUCGAUGAAACUGCUACACAGGCCAUCAAAGUAUGUGAAGAGGCUAUGGUCAACAUAUCAAAAUCUAAAACAAUGUUCUUAACCGUUGGAGGGCUUAUACUAAUGUUCCUUAUUGGUACAGUUGGGUACUGGCCAAAUCUGAUAUUUUAUGACAUAAUUAAACUAUUCAUUACUGGCCUAAGCUUUUACUAUCUGAUAAUGGGAACAGUUUGGAACAAUAUCGAAAUGAACAGCUUGAAGGCGGGACUCAGUGCCUUAGAGAAUUUCUGUCGAACUAGGAUCAGUGAUAAGGGAGAAUCUGUAUCUUUCUCACCUAAUGAUAAGUAAAGGUGAAUUGUUUAGAACUAAAACGAACAGUACACCUAUGAAUGCAUAUCCAAAUAAAUUAUAUCAAUAACUAAAAAUCCUUUAAAAUGCCUGUUUGUCAUUUUGUCAGUAUCAAUCUAAGAUUGAUUUGAGAGGCUAUAUUGAUUAGAUAUAAGUAUAUGUAUUCAAUAUUUUUUUACUGUAGCUUUAAAUGUAACGCAGCAAAUAAAUUUUAAUUCAUAAGAUUUAAUCUUGCAUUUACUAUCUAAAUGAGAGCAAAUAAGUACAUUACUACCACAUAUAUGAACGUAACAUUCCAAGACAAAUGUGAAUUUUUAGCAAAACAUCCUGCUUUAAAAUCAAUUUCCUUAUCAUCAAUCUAUUUGAUAACUAAUAAAGUUUUUUAAAAAUUAUUCCAACGAUUAUCUUAAUAUCAAGGUUAACAAUUUACAUGUCAUGAAUCAAUAAGUGAUUAAAAUAAGAUUAAGA